AUGUCGGCCGAGGAGAUGGUGCAGAUCCGCCUGGAGGACCGCUGCUACCCGGUGAGCAAGAGGAAGCUCAUCGAGCAGAGCGACUACUUCCGCGCGCUCUACCGCUCCGGCAUGCGCGAGGCCCUGCGCGCCGAGGCGGGCGGCCCCGAGGUGCAGCAGCUGCGCGGCCUGAGCGCGCCGGGCCUGCGCCUGGUGCUGGACUUCAUCAACGCCGGCGGCGCCCGCGAGGGCUGCUGGCUGCUGGGCCCGCGGGGGGACCAGGGCGGCGGCGGCGGCGGCGGCGGCGGCGGCGGCGCGGCCGACGAGGAGGACCUGGACGAGGCGGGCCUGCUGUCCGAGCUGGUGGAGGCGGCCUCCUUCCUGCAGGUCACGUCGCUGCUGCAGCUGCUGCUGUCCCAGGUGCGGCUCACCAACUGCCUGGAGCUGUACCGCCUGGCGCAGGUGUACGGGCUGCCCGACCUGCAGGAGGCCUGCCUGCGCUUCAUGGUGGUCCACUUCCACGAGGUGCUGUGCAAGCCCCAGUUCCACCUCCUGGGCUCCCCCGCGCAGGCCCCCGGGGACGUCAGCCUGAAGCAGAGGCUGAGGGAGGCCCGGCUGACGGGGACGCCCGUCCUCGUGGCCCUGGGGGAUUUCUUGGGGGGGCCCUUGGCCCCGCACCCCUACCAGGGGGAGCCUCCGUCCAUGCUCAGGUACGAGGAGAUGACGGAGCGUUGGUUCCCGCUGGCCAACAACCUUCCUCCCGACCUGGUCAACGUCCGGGGCUACGGGUCUGCCAUCCUGGACAACUACCUCUUCAUCGUGGGCGGCUACAGGAUCACCAGCCAGGAGAUCUCCGCCGCGCACUCCUACAACCCCAGCACCAACGAGUGGCUCCAGGUGGCCUCCAUGAACCAGAAGAGGUCUAACUUCAAACUUGUGGCUGUUAAUUAUAAACUCUACGCCAUCGGCGGGCAGGUCGUGUCCAAUGUCGAGUGUUACAAUCCCGAGCAGGAUGCGUGGAAUUUUGUCGCACCCUUACCCAAUCCUCUGGCUGAGUUCUCUGCGUGCGAGUGCAAAGGGAAAAUCUAUGUCAUUGGAGGAUAUACGACCAAAGACCGGAACAUGAACAUUCUGCAGUACUGCCCCUCCGCCGACAUCUGGACCCUCUUUGAAACGUGCGACGUCCACAUCCGCAAGCAGCAGAUGGUGUCAGUGGAGGAGACCAUCUACAUCGUGGGGGGCUGUCUCCACGAACUGGGGCCCAACCGGAGGAGCAGCCAGAGCGAGGACAUGCUCACCGUGCAGUCCUACAACACGGUCACCCGGCAGUGGCUCUACCUCAAGGAGAACACGUCCAAGUCGGGCCUCAACUUGACUUGCGCGCUGCACAACGACGGCAUCUACAUCAUGAGCAGAGACGUGACCCUGUCCACCAGCCUGGAGCAUCGCGUGUUCCUCAAGUACAACAUCUUCGCCGAUAGCUGGGAAGCAUUCAGGCGUUUUCCGGCCUUUGGACACAACUUGCUGGUGUCCUCUCUCUAUCUGCCCAAUAAAACGGAAACAUGA
This is a messenger RNA of Pipistrellus nathusii (Nathusius's pipistrelle), 1545 nucleotides long. The record is from the annotation of a GenBank genome assembly. Lineage: Eukaryota; Metazoa; Chordata; Mammalia; Chiroptera; Vespertilionidae.